AUGGGAGUCCCGAAGUUUUACCGAUGGAUUAGCGAACGCUAUCCAUGUCUUAGUGAAGUGGUCCGUGAAUAUCAGAUCCCGGAGUUUGAUAACCUCUAUCUGGAUAUGAAUGGCAUUAUCCACAACUGUUCGCAUCCUAAUGACGAAGACGUGCACUUCCGGAUCAGCGAAGAGAAGAUAUUCGCAGAUAUCUUCCGAUACAUCGAGUUCUUGUUCCGUAUGAUUAAACCGCGGAAAGUGUUUUUCAUGGCCAUCGAUGGCGUGGCCCCGAGGGCUAAGAUGAACCAACAGAGAGGCCGUCGUUUCCGGUCCGCCAAAGAGGCGGAAACGCGUGAAUUGGAGGCCAAAGAGAGGGGCGAGAAGUUGCCCGAAGAGAAGCGCUUUGACUCGAAUUGCAUUACUCCGGGCACUCCUUUCAUGGACCGACUCCAUCAGCACCUGAAGUACUUCGUGGCCAAUAAGAUAUCAAACGACGAUCUCUGGCGUGACGUCAAAGUCAUACUUAGCGGACACGAGACGCCCGGGGAAGGAGAGCAUAAGGUUAUGGACUUCAUUCGCUUCGAGAAGUCUCAGCCCUCCUAUGACCCCAACACUCGCCACUGUCUGUACGGAUUGGACGCCGACCUCAUUAUGUUAGGCAUGUGUUCACACGAACCGCACUUCUCUCUCCUCCGCGAAGAAGUCAAAUACAUUCGCAGCAAAACCGAGAAAAACAAAAGGGAUUCAAAUCCCGAAGCGAUUACUUUUCAUUUGUUUCAUUUGUCGCUAUUUCGCGAAUAUAUUGCUCACGAAUUCUCUGAACUCAAGACAUGUCUCUCCUUUGGAUUCAAUUUGGAGAACAUUAUCGACGACUGGGUUCUCAUGGGUUUCCUCGUCGGCAAUGACUUCAUUCCACACAUCCCUCACUUCCACAUAAACAAGAGCUCACUCUUGAAGUUGUAUUCCGUGUAUAAGAAAGUGUUGCCAACACUGGACGGGUAUCUCAACGAAGACGGAAUCCUAAACUUAGAGCGCUUUCAGAAAUACGUGAAUGAGUUGAGGAAUAUAGACAUCGAUAACUUCAACGACACGUACGCCGACCUCAAGUACUUUGAGUCUAAAACGGGUCGAAAGCUCUUGAAUCGCGAUCGCGACGACGGAAGCGCUGCCGCCGCCAGAAGUAUCUGUGAUUUAAUACCACAGAAUGAGGCGCUCAUUGAUCUCGAAAAUAGUGAUAAUAACGACUCAGAAGUGGACGAUAUCUACGAGAGCAGUGAUUCCGAGCUGUUUAUGGAUGAGUUCGUAUCGCAUAAGAGGGACUACUAUAUGAAUAAAUUGAAUUACACUCACGUGGAUGAGUCGGUGCUCAAAGAACAGGCACACGAAUACAUUCGCGCCAUUCAGUGGAAUCUCCACUACUAUUACAACGGCUGUAUGUCUUGGAGUUGGUUCUAUCCCCACCACUACGCGCCCUACAUCUCAGAUGUGAACAAUUUUGCCGACAUUGACCUCCACUUCGAAAUGGGAGAGCCGUUUAAGCCGUUCGAACAGCUCCUGGCAGUACUUCCCUCUGCUAGCAAAGACUUACUGCCGAUGGCUUUUGAAUCUUUGGUGACGAAUCCAAACUCAGAGCUCAUUGACUACUAUCCCGAAGACUUUGAAACCGAUCAGAACGAGAAAAUGCAGGCCUGGGAGGCUGUGGUUCUCAUUCCGUUCAUCGAUGAGAAGCGAUUGUUGACUGCCGUCAAAGAACUCGAACGCAAAUUAACACCACAGGAGGCGAGCCGUAAUCGACACGGACCUCAUCUCGUGUUCACUUACGAAGUCCAACAAAUGCCGACAUUUAUUUCGCCCAAUCGAUCAGUAUUUCCUGAUCUUUUGAUGAAUCACAGCAAAUGUCUUGAAGUGCCGUUGAAUGGCUUCAGAAUCCCCAUUCAAAUGAUACACAAAGGGCUCUCUAAAGGCGUUGAUUUGAAGGUGUAUUUCCCCGGUUUUCCAACCCUUCAACACAUCACUCACAAAGCAGUCGUCAAGAAAGAAAGGGUUCGUGUGUUUGAAUCGGCGUCUAUGGGAGAGAACAUGAUGUUAGUCAUCACUAAUGACACGGUCUAUAACAUCGAUAGUGUGGCCAAAAGCUAUUUGAAUCAAACAGUUUUCGUCAAUUGGCCGCAUCUGUUGGAAGCGAAGGUGUUUCAGGUGUCGAACGAACAGCACAAGUAUUCUAUGGAUGGCUAUCGGAUUGUCUCUCAAGAACUUGAUGACAAAGAUUACUCUGAGAAUCGGCUCAGAAUUAAUGCUAUAAUCAAGAGAUGCAAAGAGAGAUGGGGUAUACAUGUGGGCCAAACGGACGUUGUUUUGCACGUCUAUCCCAUGACUGGACGCAAGUAUAUUCAUGGAGUGAAAGGAAGGGUUACUUUAGAGAAACAGUGGUCGAGUCAACCCAUGAUUUGUCCGAUUCAGUUGGUUGUCAAAGAUCUUGACACAUAUGAACACCACUUCAAACAGUUCCAAACCAUUGAGGAGAUGUAUCCUAAAGGUUGCAAAAGUUUUCCCGUUUCUAAUCCUUAUUACGGAUCCGAAGCGCGUGUAAUGGAAUGCAACUUAAAGAGUGGUCUCAUUACUGUUGAGGUAUUUCCUAAAUUAGAGCCCGAUUUGAGAGAAAUCCAGGACAGAGCUCAUGAGAUAAUACAUGAGAAAUAUGUGCCCAACUAUGUGUUGGCGCAACGACUGGGCAUAAGUGGACAUCUCUUGUCCCGAAUUACGGGAACUAUAUUUGUUUUGCCACUGAAUGACAAACAAAGAAAAAUAAACAUCGGAUUGAAUUUGAAGUUCAAUGCAAAGAACGAAGAGAUUCCCGGAUAUUCCAUCAAAAGAGAUGAUGUCUGGCUUUUCUCUGAGAAAAUCUUUAGGAUAAUGGAGGAGUAUUUGACUAAAUUUCCAUUCAUUUUUGACAAACUGUCCUCUUGUGCCGACAAAGACUUCUUCACUGCCGAUGACUUGAUUCCCGGAGAGAACAAGGGGAAAACUUUGGAUACGAUUCAGAAUUGGUUGCGAUCUCUUCCGUCGGCGGCAGAGAAGCGGCAGAAAUGUAACGCAGAAAUUCUCGACGAAUUCAUUGUCGAAGCCAUCGAAGAUGUCAUCAAUACUCAUAUUGUAUUCCCCAAAGAUAUCCCUUCAGUUAUAGAGACGUAUAAACCGAACCAAUUGUUUCGUCCGAUCCAUUACUUGGGUUACUCUCUGCCGGACCCGACCACCACUUUCCAGCUCUUUGAUCGCGUGGUUAACAUCCGAAGCGGUAUUUCUGUGCCAUUGGGAGCGAAAGGGACUGUGAUUGGCGUCAAUAUGGACGACACCAAUGAAGUGAACACUUUGUAUGACAUUGUAUUUGAUGAAGAAUUUGUGGGCGGAUUAACAGUUAGAUGUACGCCUGGAAAGGGAUACAAACUCUCGCCCGCAAACCUCAUUAACAUUACAUAUGGACUGAAACAGUCGGGAAAGUUUGAACAGUUUCUAGCAGUCGGUUCUGGUCAGCCUUUGCAGACUAGACCUCAUCAUAAACAAUACCAAAACAAUAGACAAUUCAGGGAUCAGUCGGGACCCUCUUUUGGUAAUCGGAUGCCUCGACAACGAUUCCAGAAUCCAGGAAAUGUACCGUUCAAUCAACCACUCACUCACGCAAAUGUAUCCAAUACUCAGACAGCAAUUUCCAUUCAGACGUUAAAUCACUCUAAAACAUCUCCCUUUCAGUCACCGAAACACGAGACUCACAAGAAUGAAGAGUUCCCAGCAAUGGCUGACUUAUGGACCGCUUUGUCAGAAAACAAAAAUUUAUUGCCAAAGCGAUCGUUUGCUGAGAUCACAGCAAAACCUCAACAACUGCCUCAACAACUGCCACAACAACUACAGACACAACAACAACAACAGAAUGUGUCGAUUCAACCGAAAGAGCCGUACGAUAGAAGCAAAUCUAAUCCGAAGACCAGAAUUCAAAAGAACUCUUACGACAGCAGAAGAGCUGAAAGCGUUGAACCGAAUAAACCGAUAAAUAGGAUCCAAUUAAUCGAAAGCUUCAGAACUAUGUUAACCAAUGCUUGCGAUCGCUAUUUCAAUCUUCAUCCCAAAUAUGAAUCAUUCACUUUCGGUCCCAUGAAAUCCAAAGCCAUUAAACUGACGCUUCCGGACGGACACGCGUUUCAAACGAUUGUUAAUUCCCACAACAAUAUCGACGACGCGUUUGAAUACUUGGCCCGAAAUGGACUCAUUUUUAUUAACGACAGAUUUAACGCUAACAUCGACUUAAAUCGACCGAAAAAACUGUUGUCUUCGCCAUCUUUUAUAGACCCAAACCAGUCGUCACCGAAUAGGCCGCGAAUUGACGAGAGUUUUCUGCCCCGACCGCCCUCUUCGUGGGUCAACGUUAAUAAGCCCGUGAAUCAGCCCUUCGUCCGACCCAUACCUAUACAACAACCCAUUCCCGAGUCAUUUGUCGAACACAAUGAAAGACUUCUUCGAGAUCUACAGAAAGGGAAAAAUUCUUCCUCAAAGGCCAACACAAACACUGCACUCAAUAAGGAUCGGAACGUUCCGCCGAAGAAGUUAUUCGACAACAAAAAUGAUGGUUUGAAUAACACGUCACCCAAUGUUAGGUCGACUCAAAUCAAGAUCAUGCGUAAAGUACCCAACGAUGUCAUCAACGAUAGCCCACAACAAAGACAUCGUCAACACUCGACGUCUUCAUCUGGCGGUCAGUCGGCUUUUGAGAACCAAUUCGUGCCCUUACAAGUGGCCCGAAAUAAUCAGUCCCACCGACACGUGACGCCUCACAAGAAUACUCCACCAAAAGGCACGGCUGAGCCCAAAGAGGUGAUUGAAAUCCACUCGACCUCAUCGUCUGAGGUGGAGGUCCUCCUGACGCCCGAACAAAUGGCCCGAUUGUCACACCAGACCUCGGCUCCCAAAGACCACUCUAACGACGAGAUUGAGAUCCUGACGCCCGAAGCGCUGAUCGCCGGCUCCUCUGACACCCCGUCGUCUGGAAAGCGUCGCAACCGUAGUGGUCACUAUAAGAGAGAGUACGACAACGACUCCAACGGCAAUGAGGCCUUCAAUUCACAUGGUGGCGAACGGAAGCGAAAGCGGAAGAGUCGAUGGGGUGGCGACGACGAGGAGAAGGUGUUCAUCCCAGGGAUGCCUACAAUGCUGCCCAACAACCUGUCCAAAGAACAGGAACAGAUAUACCUCCUUCAAGUAGAGAUCGAAGCGAUUAGCCGUCAAUUACUUUCCGGUGAUCUCGGAAUACCACCCAAUCCUGAAGAGAGAUCUCCCUCUCCUGAGCCUAUCUAUAAUAAUGAGGGCAAACGACUCAAUACACGAGAGUUUAGAACCAGAAAGAAAUUAGAGGACAAACGGCAUGAAUCCAUUCAGACUAUGUUUUCACUGAACCCGGGCUACAAACCGCCCGCAGAUUACAAGCCUCCGCAGCUCAAGAUCAGCGAAAAGGUUCUCAUCCCUCAAGAGGAGUACCCGGACAUCAAUUUUGUAGGACUGCUGAUUGGCCCGCGAGGGAACACAUUGAAGGCGAUGGAAAAAGACACCGGCGCUAAGAUUAUAAUCAGAGGAAAGGGAUCCGUCAAAGAAGGAAAGAUUGGCAGAAAAGAUGGUCAGCCAAUGCCCGGAGAGGACGAACCCUUACACGCAUUCAUCACUGGUUUGACUACGGACUCGGUUGUCAAAGCGGUUCAUAAAAUCAAGGAAGUGAUCCGUCAGGGCGUCGAAGUGCCUGAAAACCAGAACGACUUGAGACGAAUGCAGUUGCGAGAGUUGGCGCUCUUGAACGGCACUCUUCGGGAGAGCGAUGGUCCGCGUUGUUCCAACUGUGGGUCAACAGUGCACCGGUCGUGGCAGUGCCCGGACAAGCCUAAUGUGACCAAUAACGUGAUUUGCAGCAAUUGUAAUGGUGUCGGACAUAUUGCCCGCGACUGCAAGGAGAAGAAGACGCCCACCGGUCCCGUCAACCAAACCAAGAUCGACGAGGAGUACAUGUCUCUGAUGGCUGAGUUGGGCGAAGGAUCCCCGCCUCGCCGGACAGGCGGCAGUUCGUACAGUGCCGGCGGAAUGGGGCCCACAAUCGGUAUGACAUCGCAAAUGGCACCCAAAGCUAUUGCCGCGCCUCCGCCCCCACCAUCUCUACCGUCGAUGUCUCCCUCAACGACAACGGCUCCGACACCGCUACUGCCGACCCCCUCUAUGGGUCAGCCCACCAGCUCUUGGAACGCACCGUCAGGACUGAGCUCUUGGCCGACAUCGCAGACCCCGUAUGGAGUGAACGCAAACUCCAAUCCCUAUCCUAUGAGUGAUUCCUACGGUUCAAACAACAUGUACUCUCCGUCGACAACAUCACCAAUGGGUUGGUCUCAAAGCUCGUGGAACUCAAUGGUGCCGUCGAGUGUGGUCUCUCCCGUGCCGCCCCCACCUCCCACUCAAACACAGACAUCAAAUAACGGGUGGAAUAUGUAUAUGUCUCCCGGAGGAGCUAUGCCUCCCCCACCGCCACCUCCUAUGUCUAUGGGCUCACACCAACAGAUGUCGAAUAUGAUGGUUCCUCCGCCGCCACCCCCUCCGCCUCCUCCCCCACCACCACCUCCGCCGCCGAUGUAAUUGAUGGCAAAGUUGGGUCUUAAUUGAGAAGCUUUUUAAUUUAUACAAACGAUAGUUAUUUGGCUAUGAAUUCAAUUAAAUGUCAUUUUCUUUAAUAAUAAACUUUUUGAUUCAA
This is a messenger RNA of Oppiella nova, 6751 nucleotides long. Lineage: Eukaryota; Metazoa; Arthropoda; Arachnida; Sarcoptiformes; Oppiidae. The record is from the annotation of a GenBank genome assembly.